AUGUCUACCCUCUCCGACGCAGAACAGAACCUCAUCGAAGUCGCGACCAGCGCCAUCGAGGCCAUCCCGCUGUCUGAAGACUACAGCGUCGCCAGCGCCGCGCUCGCAGAAGACGGCCGUAUCUUCACGGGCAUCAACGUCUACCACUUCACCGGCGGACCGUGUGCUGAGCUCGUCGUCCUGGGCGUCGCGGCCGUAGCUGGACCUCCGAAACUCACCCAUAUCGUGGCCGUCGGGAACCAGGGGAGGAUGGUGCUCAGUCCGUGUGGUCGCUGCAGACAAGUGCUGUGCGAUUUGCAUCCGGACAUCAAGGCGAUCGUGAGAGACAGCGACGGGACAGUGAGGGUCGAGAGGGUGCAGGAUCUCUUGCCAGCCAGAUACAAGCCUGACAGCACUGUCGAGAGCAUAUCCGCGAAGCCGUCCUUAUACUUGAACCGUUAUCUCAACCGUCGCCAGCUCGACAACAGCUCAAUGGACCGUCCAGGGACGCCUGCCAGCUCGGCUCCUCCGGGCUACAGCGAAGAACCGCCGUCUUACAUGACGCCGAACGACUACGACGAUAACGAUGACAUGAGAUCUUCCAUGUCCGCCGCCGGAGCGAACGCCUCUGCGACGAUGCGACUGCUCCCGUCCGGCACUGGCAGCAGCAUAAACGAAAGCUACGAUAACUACGACACCUAUUCUCUUGCCAGUGACCUUGGGAGCGCGCAGUUUGGGAUGCGUCGGCCGUCGAUAAUUCAGCGUCAACAGUAUGUAACAUCUCACCAGGAUGGCAGCACAAGCACAGUGAUGGAAGCUCCAGGACCGCUGGACUCGGCUUCAGGCAAUAUCUCAGCGGAAUCACAUUCUGCCCAUGCCCAAGUCACUAUCCCUUGCCCUUCUUCCCCUGACAACACUCGUCUCCUUGCCCUGCCUCAAGAUAUCCCUCUAGAUGUCCUCCCCAAGAAAGAUGGCCCUAUCAAACAUGGCGCAAGGGGGAAGACGGCCUCUCUGCGGAUGUAUCAUCCUGCUCUCCCUGCCCCUUUGCGUCUGGCUACUCCCAAACCACCGAUUCUUCCAAGAGCCAGCCGCCAGAAUGACAACAUUGCCCUAGACGGCUUCUUUCUUGCCCCAACUCAUACCGACUUUGGGGGUUCGCUACCCGCCAUUCAGGAAGCAAUCGAUGAACUUGAAGCUGACCAGAGAUUAACUAGAUCCCCGGUAUCUACCUCAAGGCCCUCCCCCCAGCGAUAUCAUCCCCCCCACCAUCAGAAUUCCACAAUCACCAAUCCCCUUUCACGGCCUGCCUCGAGUAUAGGCCAGGCACCAGUCAUCCCCCCUCCUUCAGCUCCCAGCGUAGACGGAUCUCAAUAUUCAAUACGGGCCCCUUCGCCAACGAGGCCGUGGACCCCGUCUCGUGCCACAGACUGGCAACGACGCCCGUCAUCCGUCUCGAGCAUCAAUUACGAGCCACCAGACCUCAAUGGAAGUCCCCGGCCAGGAACUCCUAGCUCAAGGUAUGGAGGUAGCCCACGGCGUCCACUUCCUCCCGCACCUUUGUUCUCAGUUCCAGCACCAGUAUCAUAUUCCGGCGAGACCGCCAUCGAUAUAGGAGACGUUGACCCGAGUGACGAAAUGGAUGAUGUUUUUGGAGGCAAUGGCAGGACCAUAGAUCCCAAACGUGCGUCACAUGGCAGUUUGAGGUCUUAUCAAUCCUACAUGAGCGAGUCAACCAUGGUGACCGAUGAGAAGGAACAGAUGAAAAAGGUCGAUCUCGAAAACGAUGACGACGACGAAAGCGAAAGCGAAGUCUAUGCCGCAGCACCCACCGGCCGUCAGGAUAGGAGAGGCGUGAGGCAGGCGUUGAUGGCAAAGAAAGAGGUCAAGCUUGUCAACGGAGAGCUUAUCCUGGAAUGUAAAAUUCCUACCAUCUUACACAGCUUUUUGCCUAGGAGAGAUGAUCGAGAGUUCACCCACAUGAGAUACACGGCCGUGACUUGCGAUCCAGAUGACUUUGUAACAAAGGGGUACAAACUUCGUCAAAACAUCGGCAGUACCAUGCGCGAAACCGAACUGUUUAUCUGCGUUACGAUGUAUAACGAAAAUGAAAUCGACUUUACCCGUUCGAUGCAUGGAAUCAUGAGAAACAUAUCUCAUUUCUGUUCCAGGACCAAAUCGCGAACAUGGGGGAAGGACGGGUGGAAGAAAAUCGUUGUCUGCAUCAUUGCUGAUGGAAGACACAAGGUCCACCCACGCACUCUGAAUGCACUCGGAGCCAUCGGCGUGUACCAAGAUGGUAUUGCAAAGAACAUAGUUAACCAGAAGGAGGUCACAGCCCAUGUGUACGAAUACACGACACAAGUCUCCCUGGAUCCGGACUUGAAGUUCAAGGGUGCCGAGAAAGGUAUCGUGCCUUGCCAGAUGAUAUUCUGUCUCAAAGAACGAAACCAGAAGAAGCUCAACUCUCAUCGAUGGUUUUUCAACGGCUUCGGUCGCGCAUUAAACCCCAAUGUUUGCAUCUUGCUUGAUGUUGGAACGAAACCGGAAUCAACUGCCUUGUACCAUCUCUGGAAAGCAUUUGAUCAGGACUCCAAUGUAGCCGGCGCUGCCGGUGAAAUCAAAGCCGGUAAAGGAAAGGGAUGGGUGGGCCUACUCAACCCCUUGGUUGCGUCUCAGAACUUUGAAUAUAAAAUGUCCAAUAUUUUGGAUAAACCGCUCGAAUCUCUGUUUGGGUAUAUCACUGUCUUGCCUGGUGCGCUGAGUGCGUACAGGUACCAUGCUCUGCAAAACGACUCUACCGGCCAUGGGCCCCUCAGCCAAUAUUUCAAGGGUGAGAUGUUGCACGGGAAAAAUGCCGAUGUUUUCACGGCAAAUAUGUAUCUUGCUGAAGAUCGUAUUCUAUGCUGGGAGCUCGUUGCUAAAAGGGAGGAGCAAUGGUUGUUGAAAUUUGUCAAGAGUGCUGUCGGUGAAACCGAUGUUCCAGAUACCGUGCCGGAAUUCAUCUCUCAACGUCGAAGAUGGCUCAACGGAGCGUUCUUUGCAGCCGUCUACUCUCUAAUUCAUUUCCGACAGGUUUGGAAAACUGACCACACUCUCGCUCGCAAGAUUUUGCUGCAUAUUGAAUUCGUAUAUCAAUUCGUUAGCUUGGUUUUCACCUUCUUCUCUCUGGCCAAUUUUUACAUCACAUUCUACUUCGUCGCUUUAGCGGUGGCGGAUCCGAAAGUAGAUCCGUUUGGUCACGGAAUAGCGAACGUCAUAUUCAUUAUUCUGAGAUAUGCCUGUGUUCUACUUAUCUGCUUGCAAUUUAUCCUGUCCAUGGGAAAUCGGCCUCAGGGUGCGAGGAAAAUGUUCCUUAGUGGAAUGAUUGUAUACAGUAUCAUCAUGGUAUAUACGACGUUUGCCGGAUUAUAUGUCGUCGUCAGCCAAUUUACGUCUAAGUCGAAUAAAGAUAAGCUGGUUCUAGGUCAAAACGUGUUUACAAACGUGAUCGUCUCGACUCUAUCAACCGUUGGUCUUUAUUUCAUCAUGUCGUUCAUAUACCUUGACCCCUGGCACAUGUUUACCUCGUCCGCUCAAUAUUUUGCCCUGUUACCAAGUUACAUCUGUACGCUACAAGUCUACGCCUUCUGCAACACCCAUGAUGUCACUUGGGGUACAAAGGGAGACAAUGUCCAGCACACCGAUCUCGGUGCGGCACGUACCACAGGCUCGUCAACGGUCGAGCUCGAAAUGCCUUCUGAACAGCUUGAUAUUGAUAGCGGAUAUGAUGAGGCGCUUCGCAAUCUUCGCGAUAGACUCGAGGUGGAACAGCCACCAAUACCCGAAUCACAGAUGCAAGAAGACUACUACCGCGCUGUCCGAACAUACAUGGUGUCUGUAUGGCUGAUUGCCAACGCCAUCCUAGGCAUGGCUGUGACAGAGUCAUACAGCAACAAGCACAUUGGAACCAAUGGCUACUUGGCAUUCGUGCUAUGGAGUGUCGCUGGCCUUGCUGUAUUCCGUGGCAUAGGUUCUACUGCCUUUGCAAUACUCAACGUCGUUCAGAAGGUUGCUGAGGGUAGGAUGAAGUUUGUCGCUGGCAAAUGUUCAAACGGUAGCAGUGCAGGCAGCUCUGGUGCUCCAAGUUCUGUUGGAAGACUUCCUAAUAGAAACAUAAAGGAGAAGGUCACCGACUGGUUUAGUGAAACUGGAUGGACUGUGAAACGGCAGUUUGGAAAAGUGGCCUUUUGGAGGAAAUGA
Molecule: messenger RNA, 4218 nt
Organism: Arthroderma uncinatum
Lineage: Eukaryota; Fungi; Ascomycota; Eurotiomycetes; Onygenales; Arthrodermataceae
Product: chitin synthase 1
Exons: 5
Coding region: 1-4218 (1405 amino acids)
Cellular component (GO): cell septum; cell periphery
Molecular function (GO): hydrolase activity; chitin synthase activity; zinc ion binding
Source: RefSeq, a predicted model, not a curated record